Messenger RNA from Blepharisma stoltei, 1223 nucleotides. The record is from the annotation of a GenBank genome assembly. Lineage: Eukaryota; Ciliophora; Heterotrichea; Heterotrichida; Blepharismidae.
AUGCUAGUUUUUAGAAGAAGGAUAAUUCCAUUCCCAUUAAAGAGAUUCGUCAGCAGUGAUGACGACGAUGUACUUUUUGCGAACGACAAAAUCGAGUCAAAGCAUAACCCCAAGUCCAACUCUCCCUUCAGAAUUGCACUCAGGGUUCUGGGAAGGAUUGUCUUUUAUGGUAGCGUCUGCUUAUACGGAUACACUUAUUACACCUACAAGCACCAACAAGACCCAGAAAAUCAAAUGCUAAUCAACCCUUACUUUCUCUCAGCUGUAAAGUGGACUGAUACACGUGUCAAGGCAGUUUAUUCUUUAUUUGUGGAUCCUCCGCUUGACAAAUUGCUGCCAGACUUGGUUUUGCCUCCAGGAUAUAUGAAGCCAAAAACACUUGUACUGGAUUUAAGAGGCACCCUUGUCUCUACAGAGUACGUCUUCGGAAAAGGCUUUGAAGUAAUGAAGCGGCCUGGCCUGUCUGAUUUCUUAAAUCGUAUGGCUCGCAUGUACGAAGUCGUCAUUUUUAGCGACGAAGAGACCUUUCUCACAUCUCAGCUGACAGAUUCUUUGGACCCAAGACAUAUGAUUUUUACGGCAAGGCUUGGCAAAGAAUGCUUAGUACCCUCUUAAAAGCUCACAAACUAAUUUGAGAACUCUUAGAGGGUUAAUUUAUUGAAAUUAUAAUUAUUGAAAUAUAAAAAAAUUAAAUUAAAUAAUCUAAAUUUAAUAGAAUUAGCUAGAUAAAAUAAUUAUAAUUUUAAUUAUAUAUAAGUAUUUUAUAAAAAAUAUUAAUUAUUUCUAUGCAUUUUUUCAAUCUUAUAAAUGGGUUAGCUUAUAGGUCAGGAGAGUUCAUUAAAGAUUUAGAUUACCUUAACAGAGAUCUGAAAAAUGUAAUUAUCAUUGAAAAAGACCCUGCAAGAGUCAAGAAACACCCUGAUAAUGCUAUUUUGCUACCUGAAUUCAAAGGAGACGUUUCGGAUAACAGUUUGCCUGAGCUGACUCCUUUUCUUGAGCAUUUGGUAAAAGAUAAUGUGCAGGAUAUAAGAGAAGAACUCAAUAAAUAUGGGCAUACAGAAACAGGCAAAAAAUACUUGAAAAAGAUCGCAGGACUUAGAGACCAAGUCUUACUGCAACAGCGAAAAGGGCUUGGAGGGUUUUUAUCUAAAAAUAAAACCUUCAGCAACAAAAAAGCCAAUGUGGAGCCACUUGAAGAUCUGGUUCCAAAGCCAGGAGAUUAG